Molecule: messenger RNA, 1116 nt
Organism: Acanthosepion pharaonis
Lineage: Eukaryota; Metazoa; Mollusca; Cephalopoda; Sepiida; Sepiidae
Source: the annotation of a GenBank genome assembly
AUGUUCUUCUUAGUUUCUAAUCUUUUUCUCUUUUUUUUUUUUUUUUGCUUUCUCUUUCUUUCUGUUUCUUUUUCUGUUCAUAUAACUUUCUUUCCUUUCCUAAUUUAUUUACCUCUCUAUUCCUUGUCCUUUUUCUCUUUAUUCCUUGUCCCUUCCUCUUUAUUCCUUGUCCUUUUGUUCUUUAUUCCCUGUCCUUUUCCCAUCUUUAUUCCUUGUUCCCUUUUUAUUCCUUGUCCCUUUUCCACUUUUUAUACCCUGUCCCUUUUCCCCUCUUUAUUCCCUGUCCCUUUUCCCCUCUUUAUUCUUUGUCCCAUUUUUCUUUAUUUCUUGUCCCUUUUCGCCUCUUUAUUCCCUGUUCUUUUCUCCUCUUUAUUCCUUGUCCCCUCUUUAUUCCCUGUCAUUUUCCCCUCUUUAUCCCUUUUCCCCUUUUUAUUCCCUGUCCCUUUUCCCCUUUUUAUUCCCUGUUCUUUUCUCCUCUUUAUUCCUUGUCCCCUCUUUAUUCCCAGUCAUUUUCCCCUCUUUAUCCCUUUUCCCCUUUUUAUUCCCUGCCCCUUUUCCUCUCUUUAUUCCUUGUCCCCUUUUUAUUCCCUGUCCCUUGUCCCCUUUUUUCCCUGUCCCUUUUCCCCUCUUUAUUCCCUGUUCCUUUUCUCCUCUUUAUUCCUUGUCCCCUUUUUAUUCCCUGUCCCUUUUCCCCUCUUUAUUCCCUGUCCUUUUCCCCUCUUUUUUCCCUGCCCCUUUUCCCCUCUUUAUUUCUUGUCCCCUUUUUAUUCCCUGUCUCUUGUCCCUUUUUUCCCUGUCCCUUUUUUCCCUGUCCCUUUCCCCUUUUUAUUCCCUGUCCUUUUUUAUUCCUUUAUUCCUUUUAUUCCCUGUUUUUCCCCUCUUUAUUCCCUGUCCUUUCCCCUCUUUAUUCCUUGUCCCUUUUUAUUCCCUGUCCCUUUUCCCCUCUUUAUUCCCUGUCCCUUUUCCCCUCUUUAUUCCCUGUCCCUUUUCCCCUCUUUUUUCCCUGUGCCUUUUCCCCUCUUUAUUCCUUGUCCCUUUCCUUUUUAUUUCUUUUUCUUUAUAUUUUCUUUUUUCCUUUAUUCCUUUUCAUUCUCAUCAUUUCUUUUUCCUUUCUGA